Molecule: messenger RNA, 237 nt
Organism: Penicillium psychrosexuale
Lineage: Eukaryota; Fungi; Ascomycota; Eurotiomycetes; Eurotiales; Aspergillaceae
Exons: 1
Coding region: 1-237 (78 amino acids)
Source: RefSeq, a predicted model, not a curated record
AUGCCUAAGGAUAAAGGUCAGAACAAGGGCGAGUUAGCUUCCGACUGCAGAGCUAAGGCCCACGCUACGGAAAAGGCUUCCCACAGCGAGAUGGGGCCUAAUGAACUUUUGAGUGAACACAUGGAUUCUGCUGGCAACCCAGUACCUGAUCCAAGCUGGGGCACAACCAGGCCACCUGAGGAGGAUGAGGAUUUGUUUGAGGCUGCGAAUGCAGACACUUCGGAAUUUAAGGGUUGA